Messenger RNA from Cryptococcus amylolentus CBS 6039, 569 nucleotides. RefSeq lists its product as hypothetical. Gene Ontology annotation, biological process: ubiquitin-dependent protein catabolic process; protein deubiquitination. Gene Ontology annotation, molecular function: cysteine-type deubiquitinase activity. The record is from RefSeq and is a predicted model, not a curated record. The transcript has 4 exons. Lineage: Eukaryota; Fungi; Basidiomycota; Tremellomycetes; Tremellales; Cryptococcaceae. Bases 37 to 540 code for a protein of 167 amino acids. Gene Ontology annotation, cellular component: cytoplasm.
UGCCUUUCUAUACCCUCCCCCCCAGGCUCUUGCACAAUGGCUGAUGACCCCUCUGGCUGGUCCCUGACCGAGUCCGACCCUCAAGUAUUCUCCCAGCUGCUGAACGACUUGGGCGUCAAGGGUUUGCAGGUGGAUGAUCUCUACUCGUUGGACACCGAAACUCUCGCCACCUUGAAACCUAUCCAUGCUCUCAUAUUCCUCUUCAAAUAUGUGUCAUCCGAAGAAGAAAAGGGCGGAGAGACGCAGGGUGUCGAAGUCGACCCUCUGAGUAGCGGUGUGUGGUUCGCCAACCAGGUCAUCAACAACAGCUGCGGCACUUUGGCCGCUCUUAAUGCUGUAAUGAACAUUCCCACCGAGUCUUCGCCCUAUGCUGGAGAGUCAAUAGAGCUUGGUGUACGUGACUGCCAGUCCUCUAAUACACAUCAUCGACUGACAAUAUACCAGGAAGAGCUCGGCAACUUGAGGGAGUUUGGGGCUGGGAUGGAGUCCCUCGAGCAAGUCCACGCAGGCCCCAAACAAGCCAUCGCUGACUUUGUAUGACUGCAGCCUCGGCCACAUUGUUUCUUCAU